This is a messenger RNA of Kazachstania africana CBS 2517, 5955 nucleotides long. RefSeq names its product adenylate cyclase (gene CYR1). The record is from RefSeq and is a predicted model, not a curated record. Gene Ontology annotation, biological process: cyclic nucleotide biosynthetic process; intracellular signal transduction. The transcript has a single exon. Gene Ontology annotation, molecular function: protein binding. Bases 1 to 5955 code for a protein of 1984 amino acids. NCBI's taxonomy places the organism in Eukaryota, Fungi, Ascomycota, Saccharomycetes, Saccharomycetales, Saccharomycetaceae.
AUGCCGUUUCCUUCAAAAUAUGAUACGGAUACAUUACCUGAGGAAAAACUUUGGAAAGAAAGGAAAGAAGAACAAGAUGAUGAUGGUGAUGAUGACAUGAUAACACAGAAUAAGCCAAACUUUAUUGAAAGAAUACAUGAUGAGGACCAGUACUUUAACAGUGCCAAGCGAGGGAAGCGAUUGAGUGCACAGUAUCAAGGAGGAGGUCCCUUGGAUAGAACUCCUAGUAGAGAUAGCAUUAAGUCAUCUUUCCCCACUACAAACAGUGAAAGAUCCAAGAAACAAAAGAAAAAAGCUCCUCUUUCACUGAGAAGAACUUUAAGUAAUCUAUCAAUAACUAAUUCCGGUCAUACUGCAGGCCAUGACAAGGGAAAUGACUUUUCAUAUUCGCAACAUCAUACUGAUGUAAUGCCACCAAGAAAGCAUUCAUUUGCAGGAUCGUUGUUUAAGAGAUUAUCCAGUACUGGUUUAACUUCUGCAAAGCCUCCAAAAACGAAAGUAACUCCAAAGAAAGAAAAACUAGGAAAAGUUCAACCAAAAGCCACCACUGCAGUGGCUCCUCAUGCAAGUCCUGUAUCAAGUAUUACGUCUUUUAUUACAAGUAGAAGAGGUUCAAAAGAGUCUGUAUUACCUCCAAAUGUCUCCGAACACAUAUCUCCACAAGUUAAGGAAAAGGUCAACACAAUCACAAACACUCUGGAGCCUUCAGAUACCUCCCCCAUUAAAUAUAAUAACAACAAAGCUACAUCCAACAUGGUGCCAAGGCGAAGUUCUGCAAUACCGCCACUUUCAUCGACCAGUACUAGCAGGAGAAAUUCUGCCAUAAGUACAAUAAAUGCUAGCGAUAGAUCUAGUUCACAAACUUCAAAAGAUCAACCAGGAGAUACAAUAACGUCGUCUAAAGUACAGUCUUAUAAUAUAUUACCUGUUAAUACCAUCCAAAAAAAUAAUAAUGAAGAAGAUAAUGAAAAAGGAGAUUUAAAAGUUUUUAAUGACCUGGAUGAAAAAAUUGUAAAGAAUGAACCCCAAGAUAAUAAAGAAAAUGAAGAAACUCAACCAAAAUGGUUUCCUCUUGACACCAACUUAGAAGAUAUUACGGACAUUACAAAGCCUGUUGUAGAAAACGUUUCCAUCCCUCUUCCCGAGCCAUCUGCUCUUAAGCAAAGAAAUUCUGCCACUGGAGGAUCAAUAGAAAAUGACGAUAUAACUUUUAAAGCAAAUCAUAAUAGACUUUCAGCAAGAAAUGCACUGUUAAGCCCAAAGAAAUCGCAUUCAAUUGCUAACCUACCAGCUUGGAGCGGCUCAUCGAACAUAAAUAAUAUUCCUACAUUUUCUUAUAAAAGCACAAACCAAUGGAUUGCUCCUCAAAGUUGGGAUAUCGAUCAAGCAAGCUUACCAAAGAAAUCAAGAUCAAAAUCAAGGAAAGCUUUUAAGGAGAUCGAUCCACUGGCGGUCUCAGGAAGGGAUCGUAAACAUCACAGACUUAGAGGUAGGAAUUUCAAUUUACAUGAAGGUAAAGAUAAUGCGGAUAUAAAAGCCAACACUUAUUCUUUUCUUAAUAACACACCAACUUCAAAUUACCAGUAUGGAAAUGAGGAUGACUUUUCGGACUAUACUUCCGGAACAGAAAGCACGACUUCAUCUUCUUCCGAGGAAAAAGAUGAAGAUUUUUAUGAUAUCGAUAGUGAUGAACAUGAUAAUAGUAAUGUGCGAAGGGCACUGGUGAAAGAUGCUAAAAAGAGGCUGAUGUCGUCAACAGAACUUUCUGCUUUGGCGAGAGAAAAUAGUAAUGAAAAUAUGGCAGGACGUGUAAGGUUUAGUUUAGACGAUGAAAGAUUUGAUAAAGUGGAAUAUGAAUUAGAACGUUACUAUAAAGAUUUUAGUGACUUAGACCCAAAGAGACAUUAUGCCAUUCGUAUUUUCAAUACGGAUGAUACAUUCACCACAUUAUCUUGUACACCUGGCACAACCGUUGAAGAAAUGUUACCAACUUUAAAAAAGAAAUUUAACAUAACUUCACAAAGCAACUUUCAAAUAUCAUUAAAAGUUGGUAAAUUGUCAAAAAUUUUGAGGCCAUUGUCCAAGCCAAUUCUUGUAGAAAGGAAACUUUUGCUAUUGAAUGGUUAUAGAAAAUCUGACCCAUUACAUAUAAUGGGUAUAGAGGAUUUAAGUUUUGUUUUCAAAUUUCUCUUCCAUCCAGUAACACCCUCUCACUUCACUCCUGAACAAGAACACAAAUUGUUAAGAAGCGACUUCGUGCAUGUGGAUCUGAGAAAUAUGGAUUUGACUACACCUCCAAUCAUCUUUUAUCAACAUACUUCAGAAAUUGAGAGUUUAGAUGUAUCAAAUAAUGCCAAUAUUUUCCUUCCAUUAGAAUUUAUACAGAGCACCAUUAAAUUAUUAAGUUUAAGAAUGGUGAAUGUUAGGGCAUCAAAGUUUCCUGCUAACAUAACGGAAGCUUAUAAACUUGUUUCGUUAGAAUUACAGAGAAAUUUCAUUAAGAAAGUGCCAAGUUCAAUUUCAAAAUUGGGAAAUUUGACUAUUUUAAAUCUUCAAUGUAAUGAGCUGGACAAACUACCAAACGGAUUCGUGCAACUGAAAAACUUACAAUUACUAGAUCUCUCAUCAAACAGGUUUGUUCAUUAUCCAGAAGUUAUAAAUAGCUGUACCAAUCUACUUCAAGCUGACUUAUCCUAUAAUAAAAUUCAAUCUUUGCCUGAAAGUAUCAAUCAAUUGGUAAAAUUGGCAAAGAUCAAUUUGUCCCACAAUAAGCUUACCACAAUUACAAGUUUGGUCAGUAUGAAGAGUCUAAGGACCUUGAAUCUGCGCCAUAAUAGGAUAACCUCCAUGAAAACUGAUGCAUCAAACUUACAGAACCUGUUUUUAACCGAUAAUAGAAUUUCCAGGUUUGAAGAUACUCUGCCUAAAUUGCGCGCUUUAGAAAUACAGGAAAAUCCCAUCACCUCAAUAUCAUUCAAAGAAUUUUACCCUAUGAAUAUGACAAGUUUAUCUUUAAAUAAAGCACAACUGUCCAGUAUUCCCGGUGAACUCUUCACUAAUUUAACAAGACUAGAAAAACUAGAAUUGAACGAAAAUAAUUUAAGUAGACUUCCACCGGAAAUCUCUCUGUUAAGCAAACUAAUCUAUCUUUCUGUCGCUAGAAACAAACUUGAAUGCUUUCCGCCCAAUUUUUCACAGCUAACUAGUUUAAAAUCAUUGGAUCUUCAUUCUAACAAUAUUAGGGACUUUUAUGACGGGAUGGAAGAUAUUGAACUGAACUUUCUAAAUAUAUCUUCUAAUAUGUUUGGUACCCCAAGUCUCGAAAAACCAUUCUAUCAGAACAUUUUGAAUGGAGCCAAGUUGUCAAAAAGUUUACUAUUUUUUAUUGCAGCGGAUAACCAAUUUGACGAUGAUAUGUGGCCCUUUUUCAACUCUUUUUCAAACUUGCAGCUGUUGAAUUUGUCAUAUAAUAACUUUAAAAAUGCUUCUGCUUUAAAGCUACAGAGCUUAACUGAACUGUUUUUGUCUGGAAACAAGCUUGCAACCCUCUCAGGUGAUAGUUUUUUAAGAUGGUCUCAGUUGAAGACCCUCAUGUUGAAUAAUAACCAGUUACAAACCUUACCUGCCGAAUUAUCACAUCUUUCUCAACUUACAACGCUUGAUGUGGGUUCUAACCAGCUCAAAUACAAUAUUUCUAAUUAUCACUAUGAUUGGAAUUGGAGAAACAACAAGGAUUUGAAAUACUUAAAUUUCUCAGGGAAUAGAAGAUUUGAGGUAAGAUCAUACUUUGACGAAACACUUGGUGCAGAUUUAUCUGAUAUGACUGAAUUGAAUAACUUGAAGGUGCUGGGUUUGAUGGAUGUCACGUUAAAUACGACCAGAGUUCCUGAUGAAAGUAGCAAUUUCCGUCUAAGAACUACAGCAUCAGUAAUCAAUGGUAUGCGAUAUGGUGUGGCUGACACCCUGGGUCAGCGUGACCAUGUAUCUGUCAGAGAUGUAACUUUUGAAAGAUUUAGAGGUAAGGAUGAUGAAUGUUUGUUAUGUCUACACGAUGGUAAAAAUCAAAAUGCCGAGUAUGGCCACAAUAUUUCUAGAAUUGUUAGAGACAUUUACGAUAAAAUUCUAAUUAGGCAACUAGAGAAAUACGGGGAUAAUAAUGAUGAAAAUAUCAAGAAAGCAUUACGUUUCAGUUUCUUACAGUUAAAUAAAGAGGUUAACGGGAUGCUCUCUUCCGUGGAUAAUGGCACCAAUGUGGAAAACUUAACAUCUGCAGAUUUGUUAAGUGGUGCUUGUUCUACCAUUAUUUAUAUCAAAGGUAAAAAAAUGUUUACAGCUAAUAUAGGUGAUUGUAUGGGUGUACUAUCGAAAUAUAAUGGGGACUACCAAAUUUUAACAAAAAGACAUGUUCCAUCUAAAAGGGAGGAGUAUGAAAGAAUAAGACUUUCUGGGGGAUAUGUUAACAAUGACAGAUUGGAUGGUGUAGCUGACGUUUCAAGGGCAGUGGGAUUUUUCGAUUUACUGCCUCAUAUUCACGCCUCACCUGAUAUUUCAAUGGUUACACUAAGCAAAGCUGAUGAAAUGCUGGUAGUAGCAACACAUAGACUUUGGGAUUACAUGGAUGUAGAAACGGCCUGUGAUAUAGCAAGAGAAAAUAGUACCCAGCCUAUGCUUGCUGCUCAAGAAAUGAAAGAUCAUGCAAUUGCAUAUGGAUGUUCAGAAGCCAUAACUAUUUUAUGUUUGGCAUUGGAUAAAAGCACUGAAGGUCAAAGGAAAUUUACUGUUAAUAAAAAUUCAUUAAUGACCAGAAGAACUACUUUCGAAGAUACUACACUAAGGCGAUUACAACCAGAAAUUUCCCCACCAACUGGGAACCUAGCUGUUGUCUUCACAGAUAUUAAAAAUUCAACACUUUUGUGGGAAUUAUUUCCAAAUGCAAUGCGUACAGCAAUAAAAACCCACAAUGAUAUUAUGCGUCGUCAACUUAGAAUUUUUGGUGGUUAUGAGGUCAAAACAGAAGGUGACGCAUUUAUGGUGACGUUUCCGACCCCAAUAGGAGCGCUAGUGUGGUGUCUCAGUGUUCAGCUAAAAUUGCUGGAUGCUGCUUGGCCACAAGAAAUAACAAGCAUUCAAGAUGGGAGCCUUGUAACGGAUGAGCAAGGGAACAAAAUAUAUCAAGGCCUCUCUGUGCGUAUGGGUACUCAUUGGGGUUGCCCUGUUCCUGAACUUGAUCUGGUAACGCAAAGAAUGGAUUAUUUAGGACCUGUAGUGAACAAAGCAGCAAGAGUUUCGGGUGUAGCCGAUGGUGGUCAAAUUACCUUGAGUAGUGAUUUCAUUUCGGAGUUCAACAAAAUCAUGGAAUAUCACAAGGAGGUAGUUAACGACAAGAAAUCUUUAAAAGAUGUUUACGGAGAAGAAAUUAUUGGAGAGGUUUUAGAGAAGGAAAUAGCAAUGUUAGAGAACAUUGGUUGGGUAUUUUUUGAUCAUGGGGAACAAAAAUUAAAAGGCUUAGAGACAAAGGAGCUUGUCACUAUUGUAUAUCCUAAAUCUUUAGGAUCCAGACAUAAUUUUUCCUCUGAAACUGAGGAUUCUAAAAGCGUUGAUCGAGAUCUCCUCUUUAAACUAAGGACUCUUUCAAACAGGUUAGAAUGUGUCACAUCCGCCGUUAGUGGUGGUACGCUUGAGGUUGAAGCUCAUCUUGAGGAUAAUACUUACGUUACUUUGGACGAUAGGUCUCGAAAUGCGAUCAUGAGUGCAAUAUCGGACCGAGAAGUUGUUUCCUUUUUAGACCACUUAGUUACUAGAAUUGAAUCUAUGGUUUCGUUAUUACUAGUUCGGCAAAGGUUGACCGGUUUAGACGUUUAUUACGGAUCAGAUCCUCUACAUUCUCCCCAGUCUAUCUUCGACAUAGUAGACAUAGUAUUAAAAACUUAUGAGGAGGGCGAGAAUCCUCAUUAA